CCGCCAACGUGGGUGGAGCCUGGAAACGCCGCGGAAGGACCAAGAAACGCACCGUUGCCAUAUUGUUGCCGAUAGAGAAAAAUCCUAAAGAAGGUAAACGUCCAACGAGAGGGGAAUGACUAGUGAAGGGGUCUCGGGGUCCCCACGAGCUGGAACGAUGCAGCCGCUCACAGGGAGCUGGACGGAGAGGGUGGAGAUUAAAUGAACAUCAAACAACACGGGGCCGAGCCCUGGGCUCUGCCCCUCACAACGGAAGUGAGUGAAUCUUAUGGCACCUGCCCCACAAGAUCAGGAGGUGAGUGUCCGAGCCCGGGGCGCGGCGGCGCCGCCAAGCGGAAGAAGAAGCAGCGGCGGAACCGGACCACGUUCAACAGCAGCCAGUUGCAGGCGCUGGAGCGCGUGUUCGAGCGCACGCACUACCCCGACGCCUUCGUGCGCGAGGAGCUCGCCCGACGCGUCAACCUCAGCGAGGCCCGCGUGCAGGUCUGGUUUCAGAACCGCCGGGCCAAGUUCCGCCGAAAUGAGAGGGCCAUGCUGGCCAACCGCUCCGCCUCGCUGCUCAAGUCCUACAGCCAGGAGGCGGCCAUCGAGCAGCCCGUGGCUCCCCGGCCCACCACGCUGAGUCCGGAUUACCUUUCCUGGACAGCCUCCUCCCCCUACAGCACGGUGCCGCCCUACAGCCCUGGAGGCUCAGGCCCUGCGACCCCGGGAGUCAACAUGGCCAACAGCAUCGCCAGCCUCCGUCUCAAAGCCAAGGAGUUCAGCCUGCAUCACAGCCAGGUGCCCACGGUGAACUGAUGACCGGGACCCAGCUGCCUCCCUGGUCUGAGAAUGGCGAAGCGGGCAGACGUGCGGGGAAACGACGUUCUGUCCCUCGUCUCCAGGACCGGCGGGUUGGGCUCUCCCGCGCCCUCUCUCCGGUCCGGACUCCCGGGCCCGAGAGGCUGCUGAGAUGCCAGGAGCCUGGCUCAGCCCCUCGUCUACAGCCGUGGGAGGCUUUGGCCCAUGACCUCUGGAGGGGUUGGGCCAGAGGUGGAGCAGGAGCCCCACACGGACUGCAUUUAUUUUGUGUAUUAAAACCUGAAAGCUUUUGUCUUUAAUAAAAAAAAAAUUGUU
Messenger RNA from Suricata suricatta (meerkat), 1116 nucleotides. It is a transcript of the gene PRRX2, whose product is annotated as paired related homeobox 2. Gene Ontology annotation, biological process: regulation of DNA-templated transcription. Gene Ontology annotation, molecular function: DNA-binding transcription factor activity, RNA polymerase II-specific; DNA binding. The record is from RefSeq and is a predicted model, not a curated record. The coding region runs from base 202 to 798 and encodes 198 amino acids. NCBI's taxonomy places the organism in Eukaryota, Metazoa, Chordata, Mammalia, Carnivora, Herpestidae. The transcript is spliced from 4 exons.